AUGUUUCCGGAUCUUUUCCGUUUGGAGAUGGAUAAGAGAUGCAAGGUCUCGGACCGUAUUGUAGAAGAUGACUCGGGCCGUACUUUCAGGUGGCGGUGGAAGAGGGUUCCAGAUGCGGUUUCGGAAAUUACGGAAUUUCAAGAUUUGUUUGAGCUAAGUCAGGGGGCUGUGUUUUCGGGCGGGAGAGACAGGUGGCGCUGGAUUGCCGAUUCUAAAGGUAAUUUCUCUGUUGCAAGCGUGAGAAAGCUUCUUAUUUUUGGGUUGGAUGUUAGCAGUAGAUUUGUUUUUCAAUGGUGUAAUUUGGUCCCUUUAAAGUGUAACAUCCUUGCGUGGAGAGCGGAAAUGGGUAAGCUCCCGUCGUGUUUAGCUCUUAGAUACAGGAAUGUUUCUGUUGGUAGUGUGGCCUGCAGCCUUUACGAUGGCUGUGACGAAUCUGUGGAUCAUAUCUUUACUUCGUGUCCGGUGGCGGAGAGGGUUUGGAGCUGGAUUACGGCCUGGUGUAAAGUUCCCGUUUUUCUGAUUUUCUUGGUAAAGGACCUGCUGGAAUGGCACCUGUUCUCGGGCCUUUCGGAGGGUGCUAAAGUGGCGUUCCAAGGGAUCAUUAUUGUCGCCUGCUGGUGCUUAUGGCUGGCAAGAAAUGAUGCCAGGUUUAACGGUAUUUCGGUUAAAGUCGACAACAUCUGCAGCCAAAUAAAAGCAUUGGUAUAUCUUUGGUUUCACAAUAGAUCGAAGUUUAAGGGAGUUUCUUGGGUGGAGUGGUGUAGAUUUGUAAUUAUGUAA
Messenger RNA from Helianthus annuus (common sunflower), 780 nucleotides. RefSeq lists its product as uncharacterized. Bases 1 to 780 code for a protein of 259 amino acids. NCBI's taxonomy places the organism in Eukaryota, Viridiplantae, Streptophyta, Magnoliopsida, Asterales, Asteraceae. The record is from RefSeq and is a predicted model, not a curated record. The transcript has a single exon.